AUGUAUACUAAUGUUACAGGCUGCCCUGUGAUAUCAAAAUGUAAAGUUGGAGUAAAUGGAAUGAUUAGUCUUGACGGUAAUCCAAUUGUUAUGAAGGAUGCAGCCAUAAACACUACAAAGGAUGGCUCAAUGAAAAUCUUAGCUCCUUAAGGUAACCCCUGUUCUCUUGUCAUCUAGAAUAACAGAGUCUCUGAUCUAACUCUAUAAAUUUCAGGACCAAAUGUAGCUGCCGAACUGGUAAAAAUAGAUAUGACAAAGCAAUCUCAAAUUUAGAAAACCUAUGCAUACACUUCCUUUACGAUAUUCAAAUUAAAGCCAGCAGAUGAUUUCAUGGUUAUGUAUAUUGGCUCAAUAGAUCCCAAAGGUGAUGGAGAUCUCAUCUUCUCUUGGAAGAAUGACCAAGUAUUUGGUCUCGAUAGCAUCCUUAAUAUGAAACUAUUAUAUUCAUAAACUAAGUACGACUAUGUCGCCUAUCUUAAGAAAACUGGAGUCUAUGAUCUUGUAUAAGAGUCUUUAAAAUAAACUGCAGUCAAUAGACCUCUUGAUCCAAUAAGAUUCAUAGCAGCCUAUCUGCAAGAAAGAGCAGAGGAUUAUGAAAAUGUUGGAUUAAAUCAUGGAAACGGUCCAUCAGGGAAUGCAAAUUUGCAACCGUCUGAUGUGAGUAAAGGGUCUUCUGAUAAUUCCAAGGUUAAGAAGAAUAACAAUCCUGUUGAAUAGGAGUCUGUGUAUGGUGUUGAUCAACCAGUCAAGUUAGGCUAACCCAGAAACAAGGAACCAGAGAAGCGUAAAAUCUUAGACUAAAAUAAAUUCAAGACUAAUAGGCAACUAGUCCAUAUCUAAGAUCCAACUGAACUUGAUAACAACUCUAAGACAUCCCUUUUGCAGGUACUUACUGAACAAAUAGUCAUUUCAUCUAAAAUAGUGAAUGAUUAUUAUGAACCUGCAAAGCAGAACCUUGGAGACAUUGUCUUUAAACUAAUCUAGGGGUAAAAUGUAAUCUUAACUGAUAGAAAUUUUCCUGCUACUAACAGUUAAGAAUUUGAGUUACUGUUACAAGAAAUAUCUAAGUAGUAUUAGAAUGUUAUUGAAGUAGAACUAAACUCUAAAAGCGUUUCAGAUGUUGAAUACAAGGUAGUCCACAACAGUCAAUUAGAACUUGUUGGUGAAAGUACUCAUCUUCUUCCUAUUUCAUCUGAAUAAAAAGACCUCAUUGGCAAAUAUCUAGUAACUAUGAUCGAAGAAAUGAACUUGCUUAAAAUGAUCUAUAACCCCAAAUUUAUAGCUGAAAUCAAGGAAGAAAUAUUCAUUAUAAAUGGAGAAGAGCUGACUCAAUAUGUUGCAAUCCAUGAGAAAUCUGAUAAGAAUCUCGAUAAUAUCCCUGAAAUUUGGAAGUUUAAGACAGAACCAGUACUUGAGAACUAUAAGCCAGAGAAAGCUGCUUUCUACCUUUUUUAAGCGCUCAGUAUUGUUAACUAUCUUCAUGAAAAUAAUGUCUAUCAUGGUAGCAUCAGGCCCUUAGCAUUUGAAAUAUACAAGGAUUAGAGUAUGAAGAUCAGCGAUCUUCAAUAUGGAAUAAAAAUGAAGGACGAUUCAUCUAAAAAUCUAGAUAGAGAGAUUUAUCAAUUAAGAGGAUUACCAGAAUUUUGCUCAGAUGAUACAAAAAGGAGAUUCUAAGCUGGCUCCAAGUUUGCUAGAAAGCAUCUAAUAGAAGUUGAUAGAUUUUCUUUAAUAUCUACUUUUGAACAGGUUAUCGAUGAUCUCAAGAUCUUCAUUCAUGGCAAUAAACAAGCUGAUCAAUUGCUCUUUAUGCAAAUCUACCAAGAUCUUAAGAAAGAGUCUAUUGAAAAGACAUACAUAAAAUGGGAUAAGUAUUUUUAAAAUCACACUGAAUUCUUCUUCACUCUGCAAGACUAAAUGUUGGCUGAGCAUAAAUUCUUUGCAGUGCCAACAAUUUUCACUUAUUCAGAGUAUCAGGACUUAAUCAAAUUUGAGCUUAACAUGGUAGAGUAAAAACUAGAAACUGGUAAUGACAAUUAAUCUGAAAAGUCUAGUCAUUUUACAGCUAGCAAACUUAACCAAGAUAAUAAAUCGGCCCUUAACUAAAAGUUGUUUAUUGCUUCAUGGAUGAAGUAUGGCUAAUACAGAAACGACAAACUAAAAACAUUUCAUAUUAACCAAAGAAUUUUCCAGUACUUACAUCUUUGCUAUGAAUUCCCUGGAUUCUACGCAGUUAGAAUGAAUUCUAAGAUCGAAGCAAUGACCGAAUUAAUGCCUGUCUUCAAGAAAACCUUGCAUAAAGUUCCCUAAGUAUAGCAAGAAUUUGUGCUGUACUUCUAUGGUUUGACAAUGUCAUGCUCUGAUUAAGAAAUCAUUAAAGAGGCAAUAAAAUUUGUGAAGUAAUGUGGAAGAGAAUCUUAUGUGAUGUAGGCUUUGGCCUAUCUUUAUUUUAGAAUGGCAAAAUUUUUUUUCUAUAGAGAUGAAAAUGACUAACUAAUUUGCUAUUAUCCUUAUUCAGAUAACCCCCCAGCUGAGUAAUAUUCCAACUUAGCUCUUAAAGCUAUGGAACUUGUUGAUGGUAAUCAAGAUUUUGAGAAAGAAAUAUAUCUGUUUUUGGUUCAGUAUUAUAAUAUUUGGGGCUAUACAUAAAAAGUUAGAGAUUUUUUCAAACAAAUUAAUAUGAAGUUCUUUUUCUAAAGCUUGAGGCAAAUUUAAGAUCUUGAUUUAAUUGUUGCAUAUGGCAAUCAUUUAACGCUACUAGGUAAAUUUGAUGAGGCAAAAUCAUAUCUGAUGAAAGCAGGAGGCAUAUUUGGCAAAGUAUUCGGAAAAUCCUUCAACAGAUAUCUUGACUUCUCUUGGGAACUUGGAAGGAAUCUAUUGAUUUAAGGCAACGCUGAUUUCAUGCAGCAUUUGAUGAAAAUUAAAGUUGAUUCAAAGUACUAUUUAGAGUAUAUAGAACUACUAAAGCCUUUAAAUUAGAUUGAUAAGUUGGUUGAAGCAAUCCAUGACUUUAAUCCACCUUUUGAUCAUGUUGAGCCCUUCAUUUGGCAGUAUUUGCUAGCCAAAUACUACUAAAUUGAAUACCAAACUGAAUUGAAUGAAGAAGAGAUUAUCUAUCAACUAAAUAAUUACAUAACCUACGAUCAGCUUAAUCCAGAGAAAAACGAGACAGAUUAGUAAUAGGAUCCAAACUUCCCCACAGUUUAUAGAGAAUUUAUUAAUUAUGUUUGUGACAAUACACUUAUCUUCUAGGCUUUGACAGCUUAUCUAGGUGUAAAAGAGGAUGAUAGAUUAUAUAUUUAUGGCCAACAAUAUAGAAUAGACUUUUUGUAGAAAACAUUUUAACAAAGUUUGAACUAAGAAGAGCCUGCAGAAGAAUGA
Stylonychia lemnae is the source of this 3378-nucleotide messenger RNA. The record is from the annotation of a GenBank genome assembly. Lineage: Eukaryota; Ciliophora; Spirotrichea; Sporadotrichida; Oxytrichidae.